Leishmania mexicana MHOM/GT/2001/U1103 is the source of this 1254-nucleotide messenger RNA. RefSeq lists its product as hypothetical. The record is from RefSeq and is a predicted model, not a curated record. Bases 1 to 1254 code for a protein of 417 amino acids. The transcript has a single exon. Lineage: Eukaryota; Euglenozoa; Kinetoplastea; Trypanosomatida; Trypanosomatidae.
AUGGAGAUUCCAAAGGAUGCGUCGCGCCUCCUCCUGCACCCACUGGACGCCCAGCGGCAGCAAAGGCUUGCCUUCGCCUUGGGGCACAAGGAGUGGGAGCAAGAGGAGUUUGAUAGGCAGGGCAGGCUGGAGAUGUUGUGGUACCAACAAGCGCGCCGGGCAGCGUGGGCGCAGGCGAGCGCGGCUGCGGUGAGUGACAUGCUAGCGGUGUGGGAGUCCGUGGGCCUCGCGGUGCGUGACCGGCUCACCUCUCUGCAGCCUGAGGGGUACCAGACCUUCGCGUUUCCUGACGGCACGGCCAUCUACGAGGGCCACUGGAAGAACUGCCAUCCGCACGGGAAAGGUUGCUUGCGACGCUCGCAGCCCAUGAACGAUUUGUACGAGGGGCAGUGGUUCGCCGGCCAACGCUGCGGCACCGGCACAUACCACAGUGCUGAGUACAAGCUCCUCUACCAAGGCUCUUGGCUCGAUGACAAGCUGCACGGCAAAGGGGAGCUGGUUGAGCCGGAGGGCGUGUACACCGGCGAGUUUGUCGAGAACACCCUUCACGGUUACGGCGAGUACGUGUACAACGACGGGCACGUGUACAAGGGGGACUGGGUGAGCGGCUUGUACGAAGGCAACGGCACCUACCUCUACCCGAGCGGCACCAAGUACGAGGGUGGAUGGCUGCGGGGGCGCGAGCAUGGGCGAGGCACGAAGUGGUUUAGAAACGGUGACGUGUACAUCGGCGAAUGGAUGCAUGGCAUGCCGCACGGCCAUGGGAGCUUCACCAGCGCCUGCAGCACUGCGGCUCGCGUGACGGGGCAGUGGGGGUACGGCUCUCUGCAUGGCGUGGCGACCUGCGUCUUCGCCGACGGCAGCCACUACGUUGGCGAGUGGCAGCGAGGUCGUUUUCAUGGACGUGGCACGUACGAAGUGCCGUGCGCGAACGGCGAGUUGAAGCGGUACACUGGAGCCUACGCGAACGGAAAGCGUCACGGCCACGGCGAGUACGCAUCUUCCACUGUAUCAUACACGGGGGAAUGGGUGGACGACAAGAAGGAUGGCGAGGGCUCGCUGCAGGUGCGCGGGGGCGGGACGUACCACGGACGAUGGAAGGCCGAUGUGCCGGAGGGCGACGGGGUGUACGUGUCAACGUACCGCAAAGGCCACCAUGACGAGAUACACUGCGAGGCGAGGGAUGGCACCUUCACCGCGUGCGUUGACCAAGGCGUACAGCAGCGCGUUGACAUGCGCCUGCUCGGUCGAUGA